Xiphophorus maculatus (southern platyfish) is the source of this 6149-nucleotide messenger RNA. Its product is annotated as microtubule associated protein 2. Gene Ontology annotation, cellular component: neuron projection. The transcript is spliced from 17 exons. The record is from RefSeq and is a predicted model, not a curated record. Bases 480 to 4796 code for a protein of 1438 amino acids. Gene Ontology annotation, molecular function: microtubule binding. Gene Ontology annotation, biological process: microtubule cytoskeleton organization; neuron projection development. NCBI's taxonomy places the organism in Eukaryota, Metazoa, Chordata, Actinopteri, Cyprinodontiformes, Poeciliidae.
UCCAUCUUUCCUCAGCAACAGCCACACCCAGCACCCAGCUCUGCAGCCUGGGAGCUCCUCUCUGCUCGCCAAACAGUCACAUUCAGAGCUCUGCAGCGCCCAGUCUGCAUGCAUUGAUGCAUGCAUUUGUUGCACAGCUGCCGCCAAGUGAUGCUGCGCGAGUUUUAAUCGGGAUUCCCCUCCCUGCGCGCCUAUUGGAGGCUUUACGGUAGCUGAAUUUGCAAGAGGGCUGGCCCUGCGGGCCCCUCAGCGCUCUCAUUGUGACUGCAGCUCCACUCUCUCUCACACACACAAGGGUAUUAGUGUCAGAGCCGCUCAGCAGCUUAACCCUGCAGAAGCCGCCGCCAGCCCCUUGCUCCCGCCUGGACCCGCCUCACCAGAUCUGAGCCGAGAGUUCAACGACAUACCUUCCUGGUUCAACAGGCAGAGAAGCUCAGCUUUCAGCUCAGAUCCAGUAGGUGACUCUCUGGCAGGCGGACAUGGCAGACGGCAGGCAGCCAGAAGACCAAUGGGCCGCCAAUGGCCAGGAGAACGGAGAGAACGGCUACUCAUCCUACGGCUACCGGGAGAACGGCUACCAUGCUGCGGCGGCCGCUCCGCCUCCAGUAACAGUGGACGACUCGGCCAACCUGCCUCCCUCCCCUCCCCCAUCUCCAUCCGCUGAGCAGACUGGGCCCCUGGGACAAGAGGAGAAAGUAGAGGUUGUCAGUCAGCGGCCUCCAGUGGAGGAAGUGGCAUCUGAGCAACCAGGAGACUUGCACGUAAAGCAGACAGAUUGUUUAAGGGAGUCCCAGGCUUUGGGUUACCAGAGAACCCAAACACCUGAGGCCGUCAAUGGAGGAGAUCACCACGGUGAACAGAGCCCGACACAGACAGCCCAGCCAGCGGAGAGCAAAACAUCUAGUGAGUCUGAGGUGCAAGAAGGCGAAUGUCCUGUAACGUCUGAAGAAGAACUUGCUUCGAGUAAACAUCCCACUACUUCAGAGAAGGAUCUCUCGGAGGGGUCCUCAACCAAACAGACUGAUAAAGACAGAGGAGAUAACACAGAAGAAUCCCCUGAAGACUGCAAGCCUUUGGAGUCUAAAGGCAAGGACCAUAAAGAUGUUUCGCUGACAGAAGAUGCGGCAAGUCUCGAAACAGAAAAUAAUGCCGGAGUUAUGUUACCCAAGAAAUCACAAGCUCCUUUGAAUGAAAGUACUGAGAAGACUGAGGGAGGAGAAGCAACAAGUCAGGGCAACGGGGACAGUAGCAUUCAGAAAGAAACAGUCCAGUUAAAAGAAGAAUCAAAUAAAGAUUCAAAGACUUACUUUGAGACUACAUCAAAAAGUCAAGAAGAGGGAUUGUCACAAGGCUAUUAUGAACUCAGUUUAACCUCAGAGAAAGGGUUAAGUGUAGAUUAUGACAGAGCUCUGGGUCAAUUUGAAGGACAAGAGAAGAAAAAUGUGAGAAUAUCACCUGAUAAAGCACUGUUAGAGCAACGCAGACUGUCCUUGAACAUUCCUAGUGGGUCUUCGACAGAAACGACUGUAAAAGUAGACAAGUCGAGGAGAUUCUCUGAAAGUUUGUCUCCAGUCAGCGGAAGUUUUGAGGGGACAGAAGUUCCUCCAUUAACCCCAUUUGUUGAGAUGCAUACUUCACCACUUCAGCCUGUAGUCUCCAUUAUUCCAACACCGACACCAUCUGAUAGCAUCCAGACAAUGGAAGACGCUUCUGCUGAGGGGCAUUGUUCUAGCUCUGACCAAUCAGAAAGCCUUUCUGAUAUGUUGGACUUGGCUGGGGUCCCACUUCGUCCGUCAAUACAGAUAAGGGACCACAUGAGACGAAAAUCAAUGCCAGCCAGUGCACUCCUCGGUAAUGCCUUUGACAAGCUGAGUCUAUCGGAACAAAUUUUGAUAGAGGUGGCAGGGGAGAAUCAACAGGAAGAGCUUGGCUACUGCGUGUUCAGUGAAUACUCGGCACCCAUGCCUUCUCCAGCCGAUGUACCAAAUCCUGGAGAUUCUCAACACCAGCACUUCCCUUCUUUGGGUUCUGAAGAAGAAGAGGUUUCUAAAGUUGUAGAAAUUGAAGAUGGUCAAACUCAAGUGCAACAAAAAGAUCAGAAAGAAAUUACCCAGGUUUCUCAAAAACAUGUGUUGGAAAAGAAAGAUCCACCAGUAAAGACCUCCUUGAUUCUGGAGAAAGCUGUGACUAGUGGAUUAAAACCAGAUCGCUUACUAAUCCCAAUGACGGCUUCGAAAGACCGUCUUACUGAACUUCGUCUGGAGACUGGUCUACCUGGGGACAUAAAGAUCCAGGCCAUCCCUGAGGUGGAUGUCGAAAAAGACCCCUCUAGAGAGGCCUCACCCAUCCCACCCGACAACUCCUUUACUUUCACUCCUGCAGAAACCGGAAGUAGAUUUCCCCUGAGUCCCAUCAGCCCCAAGUCUGAAGGAACCCUAGUAACUCAAGGCGGUGAGCCACAGGGGAAAGAUGAUAUGCCCAACAAAUCUUCAGAAUCCAAGAGUGUUGAUGAAGACCUGGAGGCAAACAAAGCGAUGACAAACACUGAGAUUGUAGAUCAACAAGAAAAAGCUGAGGAAGCAGACAGAACCACGACAGCAUCAUUGGAGCCUUUACAAGAUCAUUUGGAAGAAAAACCUUUAAGCUCAGGAGAAAUAGAAACGCAAACACCUUCAGAUGUUUCUCAGCAUUUAAGCAUUGAAAAGGCAGGAGGUGAAAAGACUCCCCAAAUCCAAUUACCAGAGUUAACGCUAACAAAAGACUCAUCAAGGCCACAAGUAUUAUCUCCAAUCAUUGUAAUACCUCAAGCACAAGUAGAUGAAGAGGAGGAUGACAUUGAGAUUGCGGAAGAGCCUCAAGAGAUUAUGGAAGAACCUGAAGAGAUUCUGCACUCCAAGAGUAAUAUAACAGCGGAAAGUAUACCUGAUAUACCUGAAGUGGAGGAGCAGAAGGACCAAAUGAGACUGAUGGUUUGUGAUAAGAUGCUGGACGAUGAUCCCAAGUCAGGAGCUGAAGAAUGGAGCCAUAGUGCCCUAAACAGCGACGAAGGAGAGCCUGCUACAGAUAGUUCACACUUGUCCCCAUGUUCUGACCAUGACCUAUUACAGCAGUCUGAGGAAGGUGAUGAGGAGGAAAAAAAGGAAGAGGACCUGCAGGUAGAUAAGAUGGAAUGGACAAAAGAAGAGAAUGGAGGGGUAAAGAAAGAUGAAACUUAUCGAGAGGAAGUGGAAGGAGUUGAUUGUGAUGCAACUGGUGAUGAAAAAGAGAAGAAGGUCCUGAUUGAAGAGGACGGAACCGAAGAGAAAGACAUAGAGAUUGGUGAAGAAGCAAGUCUGGCAACUAACGAUGAAACCACAAUGAAUGUGUCCAUCCUGGAUACAGACAGUAGCUGGAUGGACCCUCAAGAUGAUGACAAAAGUAUCAUGACUGAGCAAAUCGUAGCCCUUCCUCAGACACAGAGUUCUACUGCUGCAUCUACGAUGGUGGACUGCCCUGCUAAACAGUUACCCGGCAAAGGAAGGGGCCGCCUUGGCACUGCUGAAUGCAGAGUGACACGCAAAGCACCGACCUACCAUCCGCCAAGAGAGGAGAUAAGAAAGAAAAAAGUAGGCGUGAGGAGGGCUGACCAGAGUAAGGUGUCAGCCCUCCAAAGUCGCUCUCCAUCUCGAAAGAGUGGAGCCAAAGUGGCGGCCAGACAUCCUAGGCCUGCUCCGCUUCACGGCUCUGCUAAGCGCAAGGCCACAGGUGAACACCUUUCGCCAGGUAUGGCACAACACCAGCCACUCAGUGUGGCCCAGCCGUCCAGGGAGAGGCCCACUGAGAGAACAUACCGCAGCCCGGAGAAGAGGUCAUCCCUUCCUAGGCCGGCCAAGUCUCUGACUCGCCAUAUUCCUGCUGCAGAGCAAGAGGACAGCACCCCCUCCAGGCCAACCUCGAUCCGAACCGACUCCAGAGGAGACGGCAGGUCUGGAAGAGCCCCUAGUAUGGCAGGCACAGACUCAGCCCGGUCUCGCUCGGUCCGCAGUGGCGCCUCCACCCCAGGGUCUGCCGUCACACCCGGCACACCGCCCAACUACUCCUGCCGCACCCCGGGGUCGCGCACCCCCGGCAGCCACACGCCCAAGUCCUUCAGCAUCCUCCAGGAGAAGAAGGUGGCAGUGAUCCGGACCCCUCCCAAGUCCCCUUCGUCAGUCCAGCGGCAGCUGAAGGUCAUCAACCAGCCACUCCCUGACCUGAAGAAUGUAAAGUCCAAGGUCGGGUCCACAGCCAACCUCAAACACCAGCCGAAAGGAGGACAGGUUCAGAUUUUAAGUGAGAAGCUGGACUUCGCUCAUGUUCAGUCAAAGUGCGGCUCCAAGGAUAAUCUGAAGCACACGCCCAAAGGAGGCCAUGUUCAAAUCCAGACCAAGAAGAUCGACUUGAGCCACAUCACCGCCAAAUGUGGCUCCAUGUCCAACAUUCAUCAUAGACCUGGGGGAGGACACAUUCGUAUCGAGAACAUGAAGCUGGAUUUCAAAGAUAAGGCUCACGCCAAGGUCGGCUCCCUGGACAAUGCCAGCCACAUGCCUGGAGGAGGGAAUGUCAUGAUCGAGAGCCACAAGCUGAGCUUCCGGGAAACGGCCAAAGCUCGCGUGGACCACGGCGCCGAAAUCAUCAUCACCCAGUCCCCCGGCGUGGAGACGGGGGGCACGUCUCCCCGCCUGUCGUCCGCCGGCAGCAUCAACAUGAUGGAGUCGCCCCAGCUGUCCACGCUGGCGCAGGACGUCACGGCCGCGCUGGCCAAGCAGGGCUUAUGAGCUUUCGGUCCGUCCCCCCCGUCCUCCUGUUAUUGUGCCCUCCCCCCCAUAGACAUCCAGCGUUGUCGCUUCAGUGCAACAUGACCCCCAACACCUCAUAACCCCCACAGUUGGAGUCGAUCAGGCUGUCGUUCGCCCAUUCGGAUUUUAAAGACUAGAUUCUGCCGCCUUUCAACGGGAAGCCUCUCAGUUCUUCUAUCCUCAACUCAAAUAUGGAUGUUCGUUUCAGAUCCGAUAGGCCGAAGGGUCGAUUGUCUCAGCAAGUGGUUUUUACGAUUGUAUGACGAAUUUUUUGAAGCGCGUCGCCACAGCCCUCCAGAAUUUACACGGUACCGAAUGCGAUUUAUUGCUACUAGAUAAUUAAUGUUGUCUUAAAGGAUACAAACGUACGAGAGACUGACGGGAAAAAUGCGAAAGAGUGGCUGACAAGUGGACAUGUCUGCUGAAAUGUGACAUGAGUUUGUCUUUGUUCAUCUGUUGGAUUUUAAUGUUUUCUUGCUCUGUUUUCUUUUUUUUUACAUAAAUGUUACUCUAGUGUUACCGUUUUGUACCUUCCCUGUGGCUGCUCUGGCUUAUUGGCGAUAAUAAUAACCAUGGCAGUUGUGUAAAAUGUCGAGCAAUGAACAGCUAGCUUUAUAAUAGGCUUUCUUUUUUCUUUUUAGUUGUUCCCCCCUACCCCCAAAGCUGCCUGUUUACGUUCGUUUUUAUAUUUGCGCUGUAGUUUUACAAGGUUACACAAUACUGUUGUGCUGGCAUGGCAACAAAAAAAAAAAAAAAAAAUGCCGAUUAAGUUCGAGCUAUUUGCAGCUAUUUUAAACUUUUUAAGUUUGAACAAAAACAGCCCGGAUACAAUCCAAGUCAGGCCUGAAUAAGCCUUGUGAGCCUCCUUGCUUUUGCUAAAACACUGGGUGGUACGAUGUGUUCAAAUGGGUUAAGAGCCCAGAGUUUAUUCAAAUUAAGUGUGAAGUAUGAAGCUUUAUAUGAAAACAUUCCUGUGGGGUAAAGAAGAUAAAAUAAAUGUGUUGGUUUUGAUCGUUGCUGGAAGUCCAGAAGAAAGAAAAAUGGAGUUCUUUUUCUUUGUAAAAAAAAAAAAAAGUAAAACGAAACUCUUCUAUCAGAUUUUUGCUCUCCUUUGUGGAACCCUUUUUGCCCCCCACCCCGGUAUCAGGAACCCUCCCGCCCCCGCGCCACUGUUUCCCCGUGCUUCCUCUUUCUCCAUCCCCUGUUUGCCUGUGUAAGUGUAUUUAAAGAAAUGUAGAUGUGUGUGCACUAUUUCCAAUGUUUGAGAUGUACUGGUGAUGGCAAAUGCUCCGACAAAAUGACGACCGCAUAAAUAAAGAAAAUAAAAACCGA